Molecule: messenger RNA, 2631 nt
Organism: Pelodiscus sinensis (Chinese soft-shelled turtle)
Lineage: Eukaryota; Metazoa; Chordata; Testudines; Trionychidae
Source: RefSeq, a predicted model, not a curated record
CCCAUUCCUAAAGCUGACCUGAUCGCCCGGCUGGAACAAGGGGAAGAGCCGUGGGUCCCAGAUCCCCAGCCCUCCAAAGCUAUGGGGAUCUUGAAAGCCACCUGCACAGGUGAUAGGGCAGUGAGGGAGAACAAUGAGGAGAAUCGACCACGGGAAGGUCCCGGAACUGUAGAAUCACAAGGAACAUUUUUGGAAGGAGCUGAAGGGGAUUUUUCCCAGUGUGUAGAACAGGGGGAAGCCUGGGGAAAUCGACACAGGGCAGAGAGGCAACUGGAGAACAAUCCAAGCAGGAAAGCAGAGGAAUCCAUUGAAUGUUUGGGAGGAUCCAACGAUCCUAAGGAAACUUCAGCCCAGCAGACACCUCUCAAUGGAAAAAAAUCCUAUGAAUGCUCAGACUGUGGGAAAAGAUUCCAUGAGAAGUCAGGCCUUAUUCUGCCCCAGAGAGGGCACACAGGAAAGAGGCUCUGCAAAUGCCUGGAGUGUGGAAAAAGUGUGACUGAACGGUCAUCCCAUACUGAACAUGAGAGUAUCCACAUGGGAGAGAAAUCCCAUACAUGCCUUGAGGGUGGGAAAAGCUUCGCUUUGAGUUUGCACCUUAGCAGACAUCAGAAAAUCCACACAAAAGAGCGGCCCUAUAGCUGCUUGGAAUGUGGGAAAAACUUCAGUCAGAGGUCAAACCUCAUUAGACACGAGAAAAUCCACACAGGAGUGAGGCCAUAUAAAUGCCAUGAGUGUGGGAAAGGUUUCAUUGAGCGAUCAACCCUUAUUGUCCAUGGGAGAACCCACACAGGAGAGAAGCCAUAUAAGUGCUUGGAUUGUGGGGAAAGCUUCAGUCAGACUUCACAUCUUAUUAUCCAUCAAAGACUGCACACAGGAGAGAGACCAUAUAAAUGCCAUGAGUGUGGAAAAGAUUUCAAUCAGCGAUCAGUCCUUAGUCUCCAUGAGCGAACCCAUACGGGCGAGAGACCAUAUAAAUGCCAUGAGUGUGGGAAAGGUUUCAUUGACCGAUCAACCCUUACUGUCCAUGAAAGAACCCACACAGGAGAGAGACCAUAUAAAUGCCAUGAGUGUGGGAAAGGUUUCACUCAGCGAUCAGACCUUACUGACCAUGAGAGAACCCACACAGGAGAAAGACCAUAUAAAUGCCAUGAAUGUGGGAAAAGUUUCACCAUGCGAUCAGCACUUACUAUCCACAAGAGAACCCACACGGGAGAGAAACCAUAUAAGUGCUUGGAUUGUGGGAAAAGCUUCAGUCAGAGUUCAUACCUUAUUAUCCAUCAGAGGGUGCACACGGGAGAGAGACCAUAUAAAUGCCAUGAGUGUGGGAAAGGUUUCACUCAAGGAUCAGCCCUUACUGUCCAUGAGAGAACCCACACGGGAGAGAGACCAUAUACAUGCCCUGAUUGUGGGAAAGGUUUCGCUGAGCGAUCAGCUCUCAUUGGUCAUGAGAGAAUCCACACAGGAGAGAGACCAUAUAAAUGCCUUGAUUGUGGGAAAAGCUUCAGGUACACUUCAAACCUUACUAGACAUCAGAAAAUCCACACAAGUCCUGCAUCAGCAAAUACCCCAGGGAAAAAACUUUUCAGAUUUCAUUAGCUGGUGUGUAAAACACUUCUAUUAGCGCUUGGGCACCAGAGACUCCUCCACACCCAAGAGAAAUUCUCUUAGUGCCCUUCCUAAUUCCCACACACAGAUGAGUGGCAUUUGACUCCCAGGGAUCCAGCUGUCCAGCGCUAGGGUGAGGGCACAGCAGGACCCAACAAUUAACUGGUCAGUGACCCACUGACUCUGCCUGGUCUGAGCAAACCUCAGGCAGGCAGGGGGGCAAUUGCCCCUUCUGCCAGCUGCAGCCAGAGCUGCUGGGCCGGAGGGGGGAGAAUGAAGAGACACAAACUCCUCCAGAUGCUCCCUGUGCCUGCCUCAAGUUCCCCCUCUCCCGUCCCAUCCCAUUUUUGAAAGAGAUCAUCUAGACAGCCACGUGACUUUCAAAAAAGCGAUCCACUUUUUCUAAAGAGAGCACACAGGAAAUCUGAACGCUUUCUUUCGAAAAAGCCCUGUUUGUGUUCAAAAGUGUCUUUUUUCAAAAGAGCUCUUUUGAAAAAAAGGCGUUCUUCGUCGUAAAAGGAGGUUCACCACUAUCAAAAAACCCACCAUGUUCUUUCGAUUUAAUUUCAAAAGAAUGCGAUGACAGUCUAGACUCAGGUGAAGUUUAAAAAAAAAAAAAACCUGUAGUCUAGACGUACCCUCAGAGGGGCCUCGAAGUCUGCUUCUCAGUUCAGGAAAAGGGUCUAAGAUAAUAGCUAGAUGGUUACUCCCCACAGAUACCAACUCAGGGUCAGGAAAAUGUCGAGAUUGAUACAUGAGUGAUGGAGAUGGUCUAAUCAGAUCAUGAGGCACAAGGUGAUUUGUGGUAGCAUGGCAACAUCAGAGGGCAACACAUCAGCAGUGAUAUAUUUGUAACUGUAUAUAAGGUGGUGUCUUGGGGUACAGUCUUUGAAUGGCCUAGGGAGGCAAUGAAAGUGUUUCCUUGUUUUGAGCCAUUUCAUUGUUACGGGGUACAAAUACAUAGUGGCUCAGUAGAGUCUAUUAACAACUAUUAAUGUACAGUACUUCGCUUCACAAUAAACUUAG